This is a messenger RNA of Yarrowia lipolytica CLIB122, 825 nucleotides long. RefSeq lists its product as uncharacterized. The record is from RefSeq and is a predicted model, not a curated record. NCBI's taxonomy places the organism in Eukaryota, Fungi, Ascomycota, Dipodascomycetes, Dipodascales. Gene Ontology annotation, molecular function: oxidoreductase activity, acting on the CH-OH group of donors, NAD or NADP as acceptor.
AUGUUCUUGAGACCGCUACAGAACUCCCAGAGAGUGAUAAACCCACUCGUUCGAAAGUACUCAAUAUCCGCGUCUUCUCUCUCUGGAAAAACCGCUCUGGUGACCGGCGGUUCGGGAGGAAUCGGGCUAGUCAUUGCUAAGAAGCUGGCAGCAAACGGAGCUCGAGUGAUCCUGCUUGCUAGAGAUGAAACCAAGUUGAAUGGAGCUCUGGAGGAGCUGACACACACUCUUAAGGAUGAGCAGACACAAAGGGAUAUCACACAGACCGCCCACAGCACGAUAUCUUACGACAUUGCUAAAGCAACGACACCACCAGAAAUCGACUUCAAGAUGGUAGAUCUGCUCGUCAACUGUGCCGGAGUCACGCAAACAUCGCUGCUUAUGACCACCAAAAACAUUGACCAGAUCAUCGGCACAAAUCUCGCCGGAGCCAUUAAAAUGAGCCAGUAUGCCAUGCGUCCGUGGAUGAAACGAAAGUCGGGCUGUAUUGUCAACAUCUCCUCGGUUUUGGGAUUACGUGGCCUUACAGGCGGGUCUACGGUCUACAGUGCAGCCAAGGCUGGUCUUGUGGGCUUCACGAAGGCUCUCGCGGUCGAAGUGGGCGCUAGAGGUAUCCGUGUCAAUUGCGUGUGUCCUGGACUGGUCGAGACGGAAAUGACACAGAACGUGACUGUCCAGAAUGGGUUUGCGACACCUCUUCAGGGCAUGGGAAAGGAUAAUUACGUAUCUGCUGACUCGGUGGCCGACGCUGUCCUCUACCUUGCUGCUAGUGAGGAGCAGACCGGAAGCAUUCUCACCAUAGACAAGGGCUUGUCUGCGGUAUAG